Molecule: messenger RNA, 965 nt
Organism: Mytilus californianus (California mussel)
Lineage: Eukaryota; Metazoa; Mollusca; Bivalvia; Mytilida; Mytilidae
Exons: 5
Coding region: 42-713 (223 amino acids)
Source: RefSeq, a predicted model, not a curated record
CCGUCAUCAGCGUCUUUUGUUAAUAACAUAAGCUGAUAAGAAUGUUGUUGUUAUUGGUUUUAUCACUUUUAAUUUUUGAUGGGCACGCAAGUCUUCCUCCUGGAACUCAAACGUGUAGAUUCAAUUUUGAGAGACCUUUCGGAUGUCACAUUCGACCUUUGCCAUCAAGUUACAUAUACAUUCAGAGGACUGAACUCAGUGAUCCUGUGAAUGGUACACAAUCACCAUUUGAUAUUAUUAAUGCAUAUUCAAGUUUUGUUGUGGAUGAGAUAUUACCAGAUAUGUGCAGUUACUUUAAAAGUGUGUCUUCUUGCAUGAAGGCUAGAAAAGGUCAGGUGCGAAGAGCUUGUAUGAAUAUAGAACCACACCUGAUUGGGGUACACCAGGCAUAUCAAAAUUUAACCUCGGCAUUUUGUGACCAUUUAACACCAGAUGUUUUUAGAAAGAUGAUAGAAUGUGGCAACGAUGAUAAUUCACUUUUAGCGACGUUCACAAGCUGCAUGUAUGGAGCUUAUAACUAUGUAGUGCAACAUAAGAACAGGGAAAAGUGCAGUGUUAUCCCGCGGUUUCGGGAUUGUUUGUUACAGUUUGAGGACUGUGCACCGAGUGCCACAUGGAGCUUGGUGACUGUGUUGAAUGGGAAUCAGAACGAUAUGUGUUUGAUGUUGAAACAAAUGACAAAUGGCAGAAGCAAUAACGUCCAACGACAAUGAAUCAAUCCAAGGUUAAGGACAUCACUAUAUAUUAUCAAAAAAAUUCUCUGAUGUCAAUACUAUCCAUCUUAUUUUAGUUAAUAUUACGAAAUGUAUUAUAUUAUUCCAGUUUCACGCCCAGUUGGUGAAUGUUCCGGAAUUUUUAAUGUUUAAUUAAAUACACAACAUUAACAAUUCUUUGUUAAUUAGAACUAAAAAGUUGUAUCAUCCUAAUAAAAGCCGCAAGUUUAGCUCUUUACCGUUCAGUUGAAA